This is a messenger RNA of Diprion similis, 1931 nucleotides long. Its product is annotated as transmembrane and ubiquitin-like domain-containing protein 1. Bases 221 to 1294 code for a protein of 357 amino acids. The transcript has 4 exons. Gene Ontology annotation, molecular function: protein binding. The record is from RefSeq and is a predicted model, not a curated record. Lineage: Eukaryota; Metazoa; Arthropoda; Insecta; Hymenoptera; Diprionidae.
GUAUGCCUGUGGAGUGUCACGUCCCUGGGACCUGUAACGUAAUUCGCAAAAUAUUUACGACAUCACAUCACAAACCAAAAUUAAAAAAGGAGUCUAUUAACAACAGGGUUGUUAUACAUUUAUUUUUGUUUUCUUGAAACUUGGAUGAAGAUUUGAUGAUAUCGAGUGUAUUUUCCAUAAUAUUCAACCCAGAUUAAUUAAUAUCCUCACCGCAACAAAUAUGACGUUAAUCGACGGUGUUGGUGACGAAGUGACUGAUUUCUUCAUAAUAGUCAGUGUGCUGUUAGUCGGAUGGCUAGCAUGGUGUUCUACAAGUAUAGCCGAUCAGCCACUUAUACGUACAGUGCUGAUAUUGCAACAUCGCACACGCACUCGUAUUGCUGAACUCCGGGCGAGUAGUCAGAUUACAAACUCCACCAAUCGAAUCCAAAAUCUUGAGCCCACACCGGAAGCUAUAGAACAUGUAAUUGAAACUGUGAACGAUACGGUAGAUCCGCAAUGUCCAACACCAUCCGCUGUCCCAGCUCCUGGUGAGGAACAGAACGAGACAAACUCAGCUGUUGCGGCUGCCUCGUCCGAAGAAGCGCUAAUCCAAGCUAUGGACACUUUCAGUAACGAUGACUCCGGAUUACGACAGAGGAUAGUCAAGAUCGAUACUGCUACGGAAUCAACUGAUGUACCUGAUUCUGCGGCUACUAUUACGACCGAGCAUUUAGGUGCCAGUGCUGAGCCUGUGGUCGACGAUGCUAAUCAAAUAACUAUAAAACUAAAGUUUAUCAAUGAUGAUCAAAAAGUAGUUAAAGGAAGUCCAGAGGAAUUAUUGGGUGAUUUUAAAAGAAGACAUUUUGAGGUGGAACUUGCUGCUCAGAAACUAGUUCGCUUGGUAUUCAAUGGUCAGGUACUUCAACCUGAUACUAGAACCUUGAAGAGAUGCGGUUUGUACCAUAACUGUGUUGUUCAUUGCUUGGUACAUCAACCACGACCAAAUCCUACGCCUGCAGUUCAGUCAGGCACAUCAGACAAUGCCUCGCCACUGUACUUUAACCCUCAAUCAUUCCAAGACUUGCCAGCAAGUGCAGGCCUUGCAGCAGGACGACACGACUGGGAUCUUAGUAGACUUUUAGUUAGCAUUUUGACAGUAAUUUUGGGUCUUGCUUGGUAUUCACGAUACCAUUAUGCUCAAUUAUUCACGGCAACUACUACUCUCGCACUAUACGCGCUCACUGCUAUGUUUACCGUUGCACUAUUCGGCCACUUUUUCCCUGAUCAAGAUAGCAUUAGAAACAUUGAAUAAAAAGAACGUUAAUCAUUUUGGAAAAACUCGACAACGUUACAUGAAAUAUUCGAAACACAGUUACUCCGGAUAAAGUGACUUGAUUACAUCAAAUCUUGAACAUUUUGUCUCUGAACAAACGCAAUGUCUUUACAUUAAGUAAGGACGAAGGUCUGUUUUCAAUUUUCAGACAUUGACCGUUGCAUAACAAGAGUCCGGAAAGUAUACUGUUAGCUUACAGAUAUCAGGAAGAGAAGAGAAUAUUUUGGAAGAGCAAAUUCUUAUGUAAAUUUUUGUAUGACGUACUACUUUUCAAUUUUAAAUAUAUAUAUAUUUUUUUUUGUAAAAUAUAGGUGAUUGAAAACUGUGUUGGUAUUAAAUUUGCUCUAAAUUAAUACUUAUUUAAUUUAAAUAAUACGCAAGUUCUAAACUUUGUCGUGUAUAUAGAAUGUAAAAAAACCAUCGUUGUUACAUUGAAAUAGCAGGUUUAUAUUUCAGUUACCAUGUUACAUGCGUACAGAAUGCAGUUUGAGUUAUUUUAUAAAUUAUUGCCACCCGUGAUGAGCUUAUGUUAAACUUAACUUGUUUGUUAUAUUUUCGGAACGUUAUCUUUCUUUUUAAAAUGUAGGAAGAAUAAACCAGAGUUUAAAGAAUCAAA